CGACGACACCACGCGCAGACGCGCACGCGCAAACGAAAGUGACAUCACUAGGACACUGGGACUAGGACACCAAACUGUGACAGGAUAAUCAGUGAUUGUGUGAACAUUAACUGGAACAGUGAUCGGUAGCUGCCGAGUUAUCCUGAAACUGUUUCGUCAUCCCGGAUCCCACCUGAAAAGGUUUUCAAGUCUUGGAUCACACACAAAUUUAUGUCACCGAGAUAAUAUUUUUCGUUUUAUAAGGCCGACGCUGGACUGUCACCAUGAGGACCAGGCUGCUGCUGGCCAUCGCGGCGCUCCUGUUACAGGAAACAACAUGCGAGCCACCAGUGGAUUCAGCUUCGUUACCCCUCGAGCACCGAGCAGGCGGAGGCUACGGCCCGCCCCUGCCACCAGCCCAUACAGAUGACCCCUGGCCACUCGCCACACCUGAUAGUCCAAAGAUAAAGCAUUUGCAAGUACAGUGCGAGAAGACACACAUGCGUGUCAACAUCGAGUUCGACCGGCCUUUCUACGGCAUGAUAUUCUCUAAGGGAUUCUAUAGUGAUCCCCACUGUAUGCAUCUCAAACCUGGCACAGGUCACCUCAGCGCGACGUUUGAAAUCUUCCUCAACAGCUGCGGGAUGUCGAGCUCAGCCAACCACAAUGUAGCCACCUACGGAAGUCCUACUCCCAGCGGUUCUUACGUUGAGAACACAAUUAUUGUCCAGUACGACCCUUACGUCCAAGAAGUAUGGGAUCAAGCCAGAAAACUGCGUUGCACGUGGUACGACUUCUACGAGAAGGCAGUCACAUUCAGACCUUUCCAAGUAGAUAUGCUUCAUGCCGUUACUGCGAACUUUCUCGGCGACAACUUGCAGUGCUGGAUGCAAAUCCAAGUCGGCAAGGGACCUUGGGCCUCCGAAGUGUCUGGUAUAGUCAAAAUCGGUCAAACAAUGACCAUGGUGCUCGCGAUAAAGGACGAUGAAAACAAAUUCGACAUGCUUGUUCGGAACUGUGUAGCUCAUGAUGGAAAACGCGCUCCUAUACAGCUCGUAGAUCAAUACGGAUGUGUUGUGCGGCCUAAAAUCAUGAGCAAAUUCCAGAAGAUAAAGAACUUCGGUCCGUCAGCUUCCGUAGUAUCGUUUGCCUAUUUCCAAGCUUUCAAAUUCCCCGACUCUAUGAACGUACACUUCCAAUGUGUAAUUCAAGUGUGCAGAUAUAACUGCCCCGAACCCAAAUGCGGUCUCGGUGCGGACUAUGGCGUACCAUUAUUAGGCGGCAAUUCACUCAGUGCAGGAGAAUACGGUGUACCUAACUCUCCACAUGCAGAAUACGGCCCUCCACCUCCACAACCCCACGCCGAAUACGGAGUUCCCCCAGCGUAUCCUGAUCCCAGACAUCCAGCAGACGCCACGGGCUCUUUCUCAGAGAAGCGAGACGACGCAGUACCACCUCCACAGGCACAAGUAUCUUCAACGCCCAACGCACCUAGCCCUUCGUCACCAGCACCGACACACGAAGACGAUGACGUCAAUCUACCUCCUCCACCUCCUCCAGGCCGCCGAGGAGUAUACAAUACAGUAAAGAGGAAAGAUGAAGCCCACGGAAACCUCGCGACGCUCGGCGGCAGGCCUCGGUCAGUCGAGGACCUGCCUGAGAGACUAGUCGGCGCGAGGAGACGGCGAGAGACCUCAACGCCGACACGCAUAUACAAACGCGACGCACAGGAGAUGACGGACGUAAACACGAGUCGCACCAUUCAAGUGGUGGCGCCGGGCGACGUCAACUUCGCGUUGAACAACGCCGCGGCCAACGAGACCGUGGUGAUCCAGUCUCCGGCAAGCGACCCGGAGACCAUCUGCAUGUCGGUGCCGUCGUUCGUGGCAGGGCUGGUUAUGCUGCUGCUGGUGCUGGUGGUCGCGUCGCUGGUGGCCGCCUUCCUCUUCGUGCGCGUGCGAGCACUCGACAGGAAAGGAGUGCACACCGGCACUGCAUACUUUGAGACGGAUUACGUGAAGCACGCGAACUAGUGAGCAUCGAGUGUCGCGAGUGUGACGCGAGGACGUUCAUAAACUCUUCUCGGAUCCAAAGAGCGUGCGUGCUUCGGCCCCGGCCGGGCGGCGGCGGCGCUGUCGCGGUCGCGAUCGAAGCCCGGUGACGUGUGAGCUAUUUAUUAAGUUAUUUAAUGAGCGUGAUGUAUAUGUUCGACUGUUUUGUAAAUUAUUUUAUUCGUGUGAAAAGCACUCCCUGUACUGCCCCUUUUAGUCGAUACGUCUGUUGUAAUUUUGUAAAGAGUCGUAAGUAAGGAAAUAGUCCUAAGUUGUAUACCAAUUAAA
Molecule: messenger RNA, 2318 nt
Organism: Pectinophora gossypiella (pink bollworm)
Lineage: Eukaryota; Metazoa; Arthropoda; Insecta; Lepidoptera; Gelechiidae
Gene: dyl
Product: cuticlin-4
Exons: 4
Coding region: 264-2012 (582 amino acids)
Source: RefSeq, a predicted model, not a curated record